Hippocampus comes (tiger tail seahorse) is the source of this 3645-nucleotide messenger RNA. Its product is annotated as carcinoembryonic antigen-related cell adhesion molecule 5-like. The coding region runs from base 215 to 3292 and encodes 1025 amino acids. NCBI's taxonomy places the organism in Eukaryota, Metazoa, Chordata, Actinopteri, Syngnathiformes, Syngnathidae. The transcript has 13 exons. The record is from RefSeq and is a predicted model, not a curated record.
UGAGAGGUUUACAGUAAAUGGACACUCCUGCGGCGCAGCUCCGGGAGGAUCAGGGCAUAACAGGGCGUGGUGGCUUUGUGGUGGCACUGCUGAGCAUUUGCAUCAACAGAAAUUUGUGCAGAGCAAAUAUUUGCUUUCAAGAGAGCAGGCGGGAUUGGUCACCGCGCGUGGGAUUUCAAUUAGUUUCGCUGAGAAGGCCCAAGGGAACGCAGCGAUGGAGCCUCCGCUAAUGUGUCUAAUCAUCCUAUCCGUGUUAUCCUGCUCGACAGAUCGUGCGGGCGGUCAGGCCAUAUCUGCCUCGGAGAAUCCAAUCGCCGUGGGGAAAAAUGUCACCCUUUUCAGCCAGAACCAAGUCACCACGGGCGCGUGGCUCUUCAACAACAACCUGGUGGUGAUCAUUAUCCCCGGAGGUGCGAUCCUCGCCGCCAACUGGACAAGCAGGGUGCUGUUCAAUUCCACCACGUCGGCGUUGACGGUGAUGUCGCUCAGCUUGGAGGAGUCCGGGACGUACACGCUGCAGGACGUGGGUUCCUCCGCUUCCCAGUUAGUGCUGUCGGUUCAAGAGCCGAUUUCGGGCGUGUCCAUGACCACCAACGGCAGCCACCUGGUGGAGUUCAACGACACGGUGACGCUCACCUGCGCCGUGGUCACGGGCACUUCCCUUUCCUUCCAGUGGCUCAACGACACGGCCGAGGUGACGCCCGGCGGAUACGUCCAUUUCAACGACGACGGCUCCUCGCUCACCCUCGCCAAAGUGAUGCGCUACGACGAGGGCCCGUUCAAGUGUAACGUGACCAACGGCAUCAGCCAGGGAAUCAGUUCGUCUGCACAAUUCAACAUCAGCUGUGAGUUACGAGCGUCGUUGCGGCACCGAUCAAUGCACACCCACAUCACGGGCUCACACAUCACUCUGUCGUGCUCGGCCGAGUCCAAACCCGCCGCGACGAUCCACUGGACGCUGGACGGGAUGAACCUCAACCACACCGGGGCGCAACUUGAGCUACCGAUGGUCGAGGAGAGCCAUUCGGGCGACUACCGGUGUCACCUGUACAACUCCGUCACAUCGAGGUUCAGCAGUGCAAGCGCAGUGAUCAGGAUCAUGGCACCCAUCACAGCCGUGAUGGUGAACCACACGGGCGGAGUGGCGGUGGCCGAAGAGCCGUUCACCCUCAACUGUCACGUGAGCGGAGAGGCAGACCUCAUCCAGUGGCUGAAGAACGGUCACCUGGUGUCCGCCGACAACACCACCGUCUUUGAUGCCGAGAACCGGACGCUGACUCUGAGCCCGGCCCAGCCCGCAGAUGCUGGCCAGUAUCAGUGUCAGGCUUCCAACGCCGUCAGCAACAUGACCAGCAUUCCGUACACCCUGGAAGUCUACUACGGCCCAAACACGCCGAUGAUCACGGCUCCCUCCUUGGCCCUGAUUGGAAAACACGUGCUCCUCAAUUGCUCCAGCAGCUCCCAUCCUCCGAGCGUGUACAAGUGGAGCUUAAACGGCACCCAAGUGGCAAACACCGCCGAGUACCUGACGGGACCGUUGGCAUUCAACAUGAGCGGGAUGUACACCUGCAUGGCUUUCAAUAAUGUCACGGGAAGAAACAGCACCGCCACCCACAUGCUCACCGUUUUAGCUCCAGUGAGCAUGGCCUCGAUAACGGCGGCUGGUGCACAUCCGAUCCUGAACCAAAUGUUCAGCCUCACCUGCGAGACCGUAGGAAGCGUAGAGACCAUCACCUGGAUGCAUCACGGCGCCCCACUGUACCCGGACGGCAACACAAGCCUCUCCUUGAAUAACGCCACCCUCACUUUUGACCCUGUGUUGAUGUCCCACAAUGGCAAUUACACGUGCGAAGCUUCCAACCCUCUCAGCGGCCUCACCAGUGAAAAUUAUGCCCUCAAUGUCAUACAUGGACCCGGGGUGCCAAACGUCACGUCACCCAUUGUGACGGUGGAAGGAAGCAGUGCCACACUCAACUGCAGUGCCUUGUCAUACCCCGCGAGCCAGUACACGUGGUUCUUCAACGGCACCCCUGUGGCCAACACCUCCGCGUACCUAGCAAGUGCUCUCAGCACAAACAUGAGCGGCACGUACACUUGCAUGGCCCGCAACACAAUCACCGGUGACAACAGCUCCGCCGACACCGUGCUGACCGUUCUCGAGAAAAUCAAACACGUACACAUCGAGGUGCCCGUGCAUCCUCCUGUGGAAGGAUACUCCUACAUGAUGACAUGCAACGUGUCCGGGCCUGCUUACCAAGUGUUAUGGCUAAAGAAUGGAGAGCCCCUGAUCACGGACGCCAGGGUUGUGAUGUCCAUGGAUAAUCGGACCGUCACGCUCAACGAGCUGCACCGGAAUGAUUCCGGACAGUACCAUUGCUGGGCUAUUAAUCCGGCUCAACAGCUAGCAAGCCCUCCUCAUCUGCUCCUUGUAAAUUUUGGACCGGAGACGCCGAUGGUUUACGGUCCGUCGAUGGCCGUGGAGGGACAGUCGGUAAACUUCAGCUGCUCGGCAGUGUCGCUGCCCGACAGCCACUUCAGCUGGUGGCUCAACAUCAGCCUGGUUGCCAACAGCUCCGUGUAUGUGACUCCUCCUCUGACGCUCAACAUGAGCGGACAAUACACCUGCAUGGCCCGCAAUCCCGUGUCAGGCAAGAACACCACAAGAGCCCUGAUGCUCAAUGUUAUUGAGAACAUCGAGUCAGUGGUGGUGAAAAACGACACGAUUCCCAUCGAUGGCUACAACUUCACGCUCACCUGUGUGGUGGACGGGCCAUACACAUCCAUCGAGUGGAAGAAGGACAGCGCGCACCUGAUGGCAACCAAUCACUCCCAUUACUACAUGGAAGAAAAUAAGCUUCACUUCGCGCCCUUGACGCGCGAUGACGACGGCACGUACGAGUGCGUCGCCAACAAUCUGGUUGGUCCUCACCCAAGCCCCCAGUACAACCUCCUGGCAAACUACGGCCCUCUCAGCGUGGCUAUCUUGGGUCCAGACUUGUCUACAAGCGACCUCACCAUUUCCAUCACGUGCGUGGCCGAUUCGCGGCCGCAAAGCGAGUACGAGUGGUUUCUAAAUGACGUGCCGUCAUCAGUCAUCGGCGUCGGCAGCAUCAUCCAAAUCCCGCUGCUGGUGUCCAACUACACGUGCAAGGCGACGAACCCCGUCACCAACGUCACCAUGUCUCACACUAAGUCCCUCAACCCUUUCGGUUCCGCUUCUGCCUUCCAUUCGCCAUCCCAAAAAGUGCUCGUGAUCAUAAGCGUUUUUAUGAUGCAGGUUCUCUUCUACUGAACAGCCCCAAAUCAUUUUUUUCAAUUUGUAGGUGGCAAAACACAAGAAGGCCAGGCGUCCUUGUUGUCAGUCAUUUUUGGUUGUUUGGAGAAGACGCACGAACAUUUGUAACAAUCUGAGAUUUUUCAUUUUUAAUGGCAGCCUGUUGUGAUUAUCGCUGUCACUGCACUGGAACACUUUUUCAUCCUUUCAAAGUGGCUCCAUUUUCUCACUUGAUCACAAUCAACUCUUGCACUUCUCCCGCCCCCGCCCAAAGUCACGUGAGAUCAAACAAACUGUAUGGAGUGUGUGUGAACUUUAUCAUGCGUUGAUUUGUAGUAUUUAUUUCUAAAUCAGUAAACCUUGGAAGACUG